Coregonus sp. 'balchen' is the source of this 600-nucleotide messenger RNA. NCBI's taxonomy places the organism in Eukaryota, Metazoa, Chordata, Actinopteri, Salmoniformes, Salmonidae. The record is from the annotation of a GenBank genome assembly.
AUGGGUCUGUCAGGGCCACGGAAUGGCAGAACCUACAUCAUGUACCACGGCACCUCUUGGUGGGCUGCACAGGAAAUCAUGGCCAGAGGUUUUUAUCCGUCUAAGCGUGGCAUGUUGGGGCAGGGUGUGUAUCUAAGCCGGGACCUGGAGAAGGCUAGUAGAUACCCCCUGGACCUUCCUGAACACCAGAAGGUUGUCAUCAAAGUUAAAGUCAAUGUGGGCAAGGUGAAAAAAAUAGACUGCAAAGGCCACCCUUUGCAGAAGACGUGGCAUGACAAAGGUUACGACUCAGCCUGGGUUCCUCCUAACUGUGGCAUGGUGAAGAGUGGUUUACAAGAGAACUGUGUCUGGGACCCAAACCACAUUACUGUUUUAGACAUGAUCAAAUCAAAAACAGAACCCACCUUACAAAGUGAGGACACUGAUGAGGAAGAAGAGGAGGAAGAGGACACUGAUAAGGAGGAAGAGGAGGAGGAGGAGGAGGAAGAUGGGGUGGAGGGAGAGAAGGAGGAGGAGGAUUAUGAGGAAGAGGGGAUGGAUGGAGAGGAGGAGGAUUAUGAGGAAGAGGGGGUGGAGGGAGAACGAGGAGGAGGAUUAUGA